GUGAGGCUGGCAAGCUUGCCUCCUUAAGAGGCUAAAGUAAUGCCCCGCGCCUCCUCCUCCUCCCACCCGCUGGGAUCGGAGCCCGCCUGCGCCGCGCGGGCAACCCUCGCCCCGGCCCUCCCAUCUUCACCCAUCCCCGCCUCCUGCCACAAUCUUGGCGGGAAGACGCUAGCUGCUAAGCUGAGUGAAGAUGUCUGGGUCGCGCGCGGAGGCCGAGGAGAAGGCGGGCUCCAGACAGCGACUCCAGGUGAAUGAAUAUAAGGAAAACCAAAACAUCACUUCUGUGUCUCUGAGACCGGUACAGACUACAGUUUUAGGAAGAACAGCUAAGGUGUAUCUCGUCCCCUUUUCACUCAGUAACUACAAGCCAGACCAAUUUAAGCGCCCCAAAUCCCUGUUAGAUAAGAAUUCUAACAAUGAAGUGGCAUGUAAGAAAUGUAAGAAGGCUGAAAUAAAGAAAACUUGCAGAAGGAUUUUAACCCUAAAGAUGGAAGCCACAUCUUCCAAGGCAGAAUCCACUCUGCAAAAAUCAUCCUUAGAUGUUCAUACUGAAAGUAACAAGUGGCAAUACAAGAGCACUUCAGAUACAGUGAUUCUCAGUGCUGAUACGGAAAGCAGCCAGGAUGGAGACAGUGAUGAAGAUACCACACCAGGCCUGGAUGAUUUUUCAGGAUUGUCACCGUACGAAAGGAAGAGACUGAAGAACAUAUCAGAAAAUGCAAACUUUUUUGCUUCUCUUCAGUUGUCUGAGUCAGCUGCAAGACUCCGUGAAAUGAUAAGGAAGAGACAGCCUCCUGAAUCCAAAAGAAAGAAGCCUAAGAAGAAAGAAAAUGGGACUGGAUGUAGAAGAUCAAUGCGAUUACUAAAAGUUGAUCCUUCAGGAGUUUCAUUACCAGCAACUCCAGCCCAGCCAAUAGUAGUAGCAGAUGAAAAUCCUUUGUUACCUCCUGGGCCUUUAGAAAUGACUCCUGAAAAUCGAGAUGGUAACAGUGAACUAUUUAAAGGAUUUCUGCAGACUUGGGCAGAAGUGAGCAAGGUAUCAUUUUGGAGGACAAGAAGUAAAAACACUGUGAAGGAGUUAUCUAGCAUUAAAAGCUACAAAGCCAAUUUAAAUGGUAUGAUCAUUAGUGAAGAUACGGUUUAUAAAGUUACCAAAGGCUCGAUAUUCUCAAUGGCUCUCCAUCCAUCAGAAAUUAAAACUUUGGUGGCAGCUGGGGCCAAAUCUGGGCAAGUUGGACUUUGGGAUUUGACUCACCAACCUAAGGAAGAUGGAGUUUAUGUUUUUCAACCCCAUAGUCAACCAGUUAGCUGUCUUUACUUCUCACCUGUCAAUCCAUCUCACCUGCUGUCACUGAGCUAUGAUGGCACAAUACGCUGUGGGGAUUUUUCCAGAGCUGUUUUUGAAGAGGUAUAUAGAGAUGAAAGAAGUAGCUUUUCUUCCUUUGACUUCUUGGCAGAAGAUGCGUCCACUUUAAUAGUAGGUCACUGGGAAGGAAGUAUGUCGCUAGUGGAUAGGCGGACGCCUGGAACUUCUUGUGAGAAACUUAUCAGUUCUUCUUUGAGCAAAAUAAGAACUGUACAUGUCCACCCAGUGCAUAGACAGUAUUUUAUCACUGCGGGAUUAAGGGAUAUUCAUAUUUAUGAUGCAAGGCGCCUGAAUUCCAGUAGAAGCCAGCCUUUGAUUUCUUUGACUGAACACACAAAGAGCAUUGCUUCUGCCUAUUUUUCACCUCUUACUGGUAACAGAGUAGUAACCACAUGUGCUGAUUGUAAGCUGAGAAUCUUUGACAGCAGCUGUAUAUCCUCGAAGAUUCCUCUUCUCACCACUAUCAGGCACAACACCAUUACUGGGCGAUGGCUGACUAGGUUCCAAGCUAUGUGGGACCCUAAGCAAGAAGACUGUGUCAUAGUUGGCAGCAUGGCUCAUCCACGGCGAGUAGAAGUCUUCCAUGAGACGGGAAAGUGGGUGCACUCUUUUCUUGGUGGAGAAUGCCUUGCCUCUGUGUGUUCUAUCAAUGCUAUGCACCCAACUCGGUAUAUUUUGGCUGGAGGUAACUCCAGUGGGAGGAUACAUGUUUUUAUGAAUUAAGAAAGUUGCGGAGUUUUUGGUUUGGCAACACCAAUUUGUUCAAAUUAAUCAGUGUCUAAGGAGCCUAGUAAUUUAUGUGGCUUAGUCUGUUUACUUGGUAAUAUGUUCUGUUUAACAAAUAUAAAGUUGCUUUGUUAGUAAGCACAGUGAGCAGAAUGUACUUUUAGUAAGAGAGAAGCCUUGGAGGUUGUUUCUAUAGGUUGGGGAGGGAAUUAAAGGGGAGACUGUGAUGCCUUCAGCACUUCUAAUCAGGCAUAACAUUGAGAACUUCUAACAGAAAUUAUAAAGCUUUGAGUGAUCAGUAUUUUGGGUGUUUUCAUGGUUUUGAGUCUAUAGUGACAUAUAGAUUUGUGGUUUAUUUUAUAGUUUGGAGUAAAUAUUUAUUUCUAGACUCAUACACUAGAAGGGGUCCUGAAAGGUCAUCUAACUCAGUGAUUUUGAAAUUUUUAAUUUUUUAAACUGAGCACCCCCCCCCCCCCACUUGCCUCUAAAUUAAAUCUUAACAUGAAAUCCCAAGAAACUGCUGAGAAGCUUCAGUUUACUUGGGCAGGGCCUGGGUCUGUGUAUUGACCCUUUCCCUCCCCCUCCUCUACAGGGCUGCUGAGACACAGCCAAGGAAUCCCAGGGCUUGUAGGCACAGCGUUUGGAUCUGAUUCCUGUAGUCCAGUGUGAGAUCGCCUUCAGACCAAUGUUUCCCAUACUGUGGGUUGUAGCUAUUCAGAUGAAAUCAGUUAGGUGGCCAUGACCAUUGUUAAAAAAAAAAUGAAAAGGAGAGAAAUAGUAAAAAAUAGCAAACAUAAUUAGAAUAAUCUUUUGUGAAACUUAGUUCCAUAUGCAUACAUAUUUGUAGGCAUACAUGCAUAUGUAUAUUCUGAUACAGAAUGUAUUUCUUUAUUACUGUGGUACUGUGGGUCAUGGUUAAAGAAGUGAAAGCUCCUGCCUUAGAAGGUCCCAGACAGCCUUAUCUGUCCUUGUCUUUAAACUCUCCAGAGGAUAUUCAAUAGCCUGGGGAAGUAUUAUGAAAUACCAUUUUUGGCAUUUCUUCAUAAAAAUAUAUUUU
Molecule: messenger RNA, 3149 nt
Organism: Hippopotamus amphibius kiboko
Lineage: Eukaryota; Metazoa; Chordata; Mammalia; Artiodactyla; Hippopotamidae
Gene: WDR76
Product: WD repeat domain 76
Exons: 13
Coding region: 191-2089 (632 amino acids)
Biological process (GO): regulation of DNA damage checkpoint
Cellular component (GO): nucleus
Molecular function (GO): DNA binding; protein binding
Source: RefSeq, a predicted model, not a curated record